AUGUUACCUACUGUGACAAUGGAUGAUUUUUUGAAUUUGGAAGAUGCAUUACGUACACCGGAAAAGAAAAAAUCAUUGAUGGGAUUAUUUAGCAUAAUCACUGCCGGAGACCAUAACGUGAAAGAUUGCAUAGGAAAAAUGAUGAAAUCAGUAAUGGGGAAAUCUGUUGAGCUUGAGUAUUCCGGUACAGGAAGAGUUAUUCAUGGACAGUCAAAGAAAAAUUUCAGUGGGACUAUAACAUACCAAUGCAUAAGAGACAUUUUGGUAGAAAAAUUUGGCAAUACGUUGGACAUAAAGAAACUACCCGGUCAAAUCGGGGUAUGGCUCUCCGGAGCGGGCGAUAGAGAAGGCGGUAGAAAACAAAGAUGGGCCAAUGUUGAUUGUGACGCUUGGCCGUAUAUUAUUAACCAUUCUUGGGCCGAAGUUAUCACUCCAUUAAAUUCCCAUUGUUGGGCCAGUCUUGGUUACCAAUAUUCUGCCAAUGCUGGCGUCCUGGCGACCAAGCUCGGACCAGUGAUACAAACUUUGGGGCCAGGCACCCACCGGAGCUGCUCUCUAGCACCGUUGGUGGUGCACACGGUGCUCACGCACACCAAGCGCCCAACCGUGUCCGUGUGCGCUCCGCGUUCGGCGGUGCUCGGCUGA
This is a messenger RNA of Vollenhovia emeryi, 645 nucleotides long. RefSeq lists its product as uncharacterized. The transcript has 4 exons. NCBI's taxonomy places the organism in Eukaryota, Metazoa, Arthropoda, Insecta, Hymenoptera, Formicidae. Bases 1 to 645 code for a protein of 214 amino acids. The record is from RefSeq and is a predicted model, not a curated record.